AUGCUGCCGGUGCACAUUAAAGAGCGUUUGAAGGAUAACCGCACUGAUGGGCUGGCUGAAAGCUAUGACGAAGUGUCGAUUCUGUUUUGCUACGUGAGCAACUUCCAAGCGCUUUCGAAACACGCGUCAGCUAUUGAGCUUGUGCAGCUUAUGAACCGAAUCGUGUUUUGCUUCGAUCGAGCUACAGAUGCCCAAGGAGUUUAUAAAGUUGAGGCUAUUGCUGAAACCUACAUGUGUGCGGCUGGAGUGCCGCAGCGCGACCCAUUUCAUUGCGAGAAAAUCGCCGAUAUGGCUUUGAUGAUGAUGCGAAUCUGCGAAAAAGAAUCCUGGAGCUUCAAUGGCGUGGACAUCCAGCUGCAAAUUGGCAUUCACUCCGGUCCUGUGGUUGCGGGUGUCGUAGGGUGCAAGACCUACAGUUAUCAUCUCUUCGGCGACACAGUAAAUACGUCCUCCCGCAUUUGCUCUUCCGGCGCUGGCAGGAUCCAAAUCAGUGAUCGAUCUCGUCAGCUUCUUGCUCGCACCGGGGCCUUCAUUAUUUCAGAGCGAGGCAUGAUGAACCUCAAAGGCAAAGGUAUGGUUCGGCUCUUUUGGCUGGAA
Messenger RNA from Phytophthora sojae, 597 nucleotides. RefSeq lists its product as hypothetical. Gene Ontology annotation, molecular function: peptide receptor activity; guanylate cyclase activity. The record is from RefSeq and is a predicted model, not a curated record. NCBI's taxonomy places the organism in Eukaryota, Oomycota, Peronosporomycetes, Peronosporales, Peronosporaceae. The transcript has a single exon. Gene Ontology annotation, biological process: intracellular signal transduction; cGMP biosynthetic process; receptor guanylyl cyclase signaling pathway. The annotation marks the transcript as partial.